Molecule: messenger RNA, 2589 nt
Organism: Plasmodium yoelii
Lineage: Eukaryota; Apicomplexa; Aconoidasida; Haemosporida; Plasmodiidae
Product: ribonuclease Z, putative
Exons: 6
Coding region: 1-2589 (862 amino acids)
Biological process (GO): mitochondrial tRNA 3'-end processing
Cellular component (GO): mitochondrion
Molecular function (GO): 3'-tRNA processing endoribonuclease activity
Source: RefSeq, a predicted model, not a curated record
AUGGAAGUCUACAUUCAAAUGAUAGGGUGGCAUAAAUUGGCAAUACCGUCUAGUUUGCGUUUGUUCGUAAAUGGAGAAUUUACACUCAUUAAUUGUGGGGAAAAUAAUCAAAGGUUUUUGAAUGAACAUAAAAUGCACAUAGCUAGAAUAAAGAAUAUAUGUUUUACAAAAAUAAGCCCUGAAACAAUCGGAGGACUAAUUGGUCUACUUUUAACAAUAGAUAAUAUUUCAGAUAACUCUAUUUCAAUUUAUGGCCCUAAACCAAUAGAACGAAUAAUUAAUAAUUUUACUAGCUCUUUUGCAAAAAUUAAGAAUUUAAAAAUAACUAUCCAUGAAUUUUCGGAUAAUAAUAUAUUCCCAAUUAUUCUAAAAGGAAAUGUAAUUAUAACACCAAUUUUACUUAAUAAAAAAAAUGUAAUUACCACAAAGCACGAAACAGACACAAUUCAAAAUUGUGAACAAACUGUUCUCGAUAAAAGAAAAAAAAUGAAUGAAGUAAGUAAUACCCAUGAUAACGAAUUGAAUAAUGUAUAUAAAAACAAAAAUGGAGAAAUAGGAGAAAAUUUAUCUCCCAAAGAAACUAAUUCGAAUUACUUGAAAAAAAGAAAAUUAAAUGUACCUGAAAUUGAACAUGAAGAAGCAUAUGAAAGUAAAACAGAAAUAGUGAAUGAUAAUAGUGACAAUGGGAAAAUUGAAAAAUAUAAAGAAGACCUAGAUAGAGAUUCCAAUAAAAUAGACAAUACAAAUAACAAUAUCACGAAUUCUACAGAGAUAGAGAAAAAUAGUAGUAUGAAACAAUGCAUUUUUUAUUUAAUUGAAUGUCCACAAACUAUUGGUAAAUUUCAUGUUGAAAAGGCACAGAAAUUAAACAUUCCUCCUGGGAAAUAUUACGGAAUGCUGAAAUCUGGAAAAUCUGUUACUAUAAAUAAUAAAAUAAUAAACCCUGAAGAUGUGUGUGAUAAAAAUAUAGAUGGUAAAAAAUCAUUAGUUAUUGAUUUAUCAGAUACUGAAUAUAUAGAUUGUGUAAUUGGAGAAAUUAAAAAUAAAGAACAUUUUUAUUUAAAUAAUUUAGAAUAUAUUUUUCAUUUGUCUGAUGAAAAAAUUCUGAGUAAUAAAACAUACAAAGAUUAUUUUUUAAAAUUGAAGAAUAUAAAAAAUAUUAAAUGCAAUCAAUCUAAUAGUUCAUUAAAAAUAUGCCCUUUUAUUUCUUCAUCAUCAUUAACCAACAUUCUUUCAAAAUUAAUGCCAAAUAUUUUCUUAAAAUAUAAGCCAGAUGACCCCAUAUAUGAAUUAUCUUCAAAGAUGUUGAAUAAUUAUAGUGAUGAAAAAGGUUCGAAUUCAUUUAAAAACACAAAUAAUGAUAGCAAUUCUAUUCUUAAUGUGAAUUUUAAAAAUGAAGUGGAAUGUAAAAAUGCCGAUAAUUCAUUUACAAAUGAAGAUGGAAUUGCAAGUUUUGAAGAAAAUACGAAUAAAAAUUAUAAUCAAAAAGUAAUAAAUAGCAAUGAGAAUAAAGAAGAAUAUACUACUUAUUUGUCUUAUAAUACUUUGACAAAAUUUGUUCUACACCCAUUUCAUAAAAUAAAUAUUUGUACAGAUGAAAUGUUGACUGAUUUAUAUCCAUCUACUUUUAAUUCUUCCAAAAUUUCGAAUUUUACACACGAAAAUGAUAAUUUAAUGAAACCCAUUUGGGAUUUUAAUAAAAAACUAAAUGAUAAUGCUACUAUGUUACCUUCUUUUUAUUUUCUUGGAACUGGAUGUUCAAUACCAUCGGCAUUUCGUAAUGUAUCUGGUAUUAUUUUAAAUAUUCAAAAAGAUUUUAGCGUUAUCUUAGAUUUUGGCGAAGGGUCCUUAUAUCAACUAUACUGGAUAAGUAAAUCAUGGAUCCAAUUUACAGAAUCCAUAAAAUCUAUAAAAGUGAUAUUCAUUUCUCAUGCACAUGCCGAUCAUCAUGUAGGAAUUUAUUAUUUCUUAUACAUUCGGAAAAUGAUAUUUCCGAAUUUAGAUCCACCAUUGAUAUUAAUUCCUAAAACAUUAAAGAGUUGGAUGAAUUUAUUUAACGAGUUAUUUCUUGAUAUAGAGAUGAGGAUUAUUUACAAUGAAAAUGAUUUAGAGAUAAAAGAAAUAAUUAGUGAAGAUAAUUUUUUAACUCUCCAUCUUUUUAAGGUUAAUCAUAUUAAGGAAUCAUAUGGGAUAAAAAUUGAGAGCAAAGAUAUUGGUUCUAUUGUUUAUUCUGCGGACACACGACCAUGUGACAACGUCAAAAGAUUUGCAAAGGAUUGUAACAUUUUAAUACAUGAAGCUACAUUUGAUGAUGAACUAUUGGUCGAAGCCAUUAACAAAAAACAUUCAACAAUCCAUGAAGCUAUGCAAAUUAGUUUAGAUGGUAAUUGCAAAACUUUAAUAUUAACACAUUUUAGCCAGAGAUACCCUAAGGCCCCUAUACUAAAUAAAUCAUCAUCUGCCGAGAUUAAUGAAAUUAUGAAUAAAACAAUUUAUAGCUUCGAUUAUAUGUGUAUUCCUUUAAAUUUAACAAAAGAGCUACCAACGUGCUUCAAUAUUUUAUUAAAUUUAUUAGAAAAAUUAUUUUAA